This is a messenger RNA of Alexandromys fortis (reed vole), 659 nucleotides long. RefSeq names its product basic proline-rich protein-like. The transcript is spliced from 2 exons. Bases 1 to 408 code for a protein of 135 amino acids. The record is from RefSeq and is a predicted model, not a curated record. NCBI's taxonomy places the organism in Eukaryota, Metazoa, Chordata, Mammalia, Rodentia, Cricetidae.
AUGCCCCGCCGCCGGCGGCCAAGGGACACGGCUCGCCCGCAGGCGGCUCGGAGGAGGCGGCCCGCCACCGGCGCUGCUCCCGUCGGGCCGGCGCGGCCUGCGCUUGCUGCUCCGCGCUUGCUCCUCCCGCGGCCGCCGCGCCUCUGGAGCCGGCUCUGCCCCGCUGCGCCCCGCGCGUCACGGGCGCCUUGUGUGAGCAUGCGCGCGCCGCAGCCCCCGCCCCGGCCCCGCGCGCGCACAGCGACUCCCCAGCGCGCGCCGCGCCCUGUUGCUUCCGCCUCCCUGCCGGGCGGGAGGGCGCUGUCACCGCCCCCGGGUGGCUCGUCGGGUGCCGGUUUCCCACCUCCCUUGCUCACUCCAGUUCUAGAAAUGACGCCUGGCUGUGAGCCGAAGGCCGAUGGCGGAUAACCGUAGAACCCGAUGGGGACUGAGACUCUUCCUUGGCCAAUCAGGAGCACCAAAACUGGAGAUUAGAAACGCGCGAACAAUGAGGACUGCUGAGAAGUCAAGAACAAUGGCACUGGGUUUUGAUCCUACUGCAUGUACUAGCUGUGUGGGAGCCUAGGCUGUUUGGAUGUUCACCUUACUAGACCUGGAAGAAGGUGGGAGGUCCUUGGACUCCCCACAGGGCAGGGAACCCUGACUGCUUCUUUGGGCUG